AUGAAUGAAAACGCUGAUAUCUCCUCUGCCGAUCUGGCCGAAGCAAAUUCUUGCAGCGCCUCUUGUAUCAAGCAGAGCGAAGAAAUUGAUCAACUGAAGGCUGAAAUAGUUUGUCUCAAGAAGUCGGUGAAGUCAAGCGAGUAUAUGCAAAUUAACCGCCUGCAAAACGACAACUCUAGCUUAAUCAAAACAGUUGAAAUGCUUACAAAACAACUUCUAAAAUUGAAUACGGUUGAUGCAAAUAUUGAUCCCAGUUCUCAAGUAUCGAAGGAACCCGCUCCUAAAGUGUCGAAAAAGCAGAAAAAGAGCAAGAAGAAGAAAAUGAAGGCCAAGGAGGACAUUGAAUCGACAGAAAAAAAUGUUCCCCCGCCUCGUCAAGCACAUGCUGCCCCCACUAGCGGUAUGGAAAAUGUGAAUGACGAUGUUGCAGCUACCACGAGCAAGAAUAGAGCAAAAGAAGUGGUGGUAAUUGCUGGUGAUUCACUAAUUAAGAACGUUGUCGGAGCAAGCAUGAGCAAGACUGACCCUAAUCACUAUUACGUCGUUAAAGCAUUCCCUGGUGCAAAUCUUUCUGAUAUGGAAGAUUUCAUUAAACCUAUCACCCGAAAAUCACCCGAAAAAUCAUCUUACAUGUUGGAACGAACGACUUAA
Molecule: messenger RNA, 651 nt
Organism: Paramuricea clavata
Lineage: Eukaryota; Metazoa; Cnidaria; Anthozoa; Malacalcyonacea; Plexauridae
Source: the annotation of a GenBank genome assembly